Messenger RNA from Salvelinus fontinalis (brook trout), 6632 nucleotides. Its product is annotated as period circadian protein homolog 1-like. The record is from RefSeq and is a predicted model, not a curated record. Gene Ontology annotation, molecular function: transcription cis-regulatory region binding; transcription corepressor binding. The transcript has 17 exons. NCBI's taxonomy places the organism in Eukaryota, Metazoa, Chordata, Actinopteri, Salmoniformes, Salmonidae. The coding region runs from base 500 to 4912 and encodes 1470 amino acids. Gene Ontology annotation, cellular component: nucleus; cytoplasm. Gene Ontology annotation, biological process: negative regulation of transcription by RNA polymerase II; entrainment of circadian clock by photoperiod; circadian regulation of gene expression.
GUCAUAUAAAGCGAAUGUGCAGUUCUCUACACAUUCUGUGUAGUUAUAGGCGAUUCACGUUGAGUUGUUUCGCUAAAGAUGUCAUUCUAGGUUUCUGCAAUUUCAAUCAUUUUAAGCGUAACUUUACAGAAUAUAUUGUUGAAGACAUUAAAAAAAAAAAUACCACGGAGCGUACUUUUUCUUCAUGGAAAAAGGUAUUCUGUCAAAACCAUUUCACACACUGACUGUGCCCAUGAGGAAGAGCAAACUGAUAAAGGUUUCACCCAUCUUCUCUUCAAUUGGCUUAUCAGAUUCAUAAGCUUAGUAUUUACAAAAAAAAAUACAAUCUCAAGAUCAAUGAGACAUGGUAGUUUAUCUUCUGGCUCAUUUUUACUUGACCAAACCAUGACUCUAUCUAAGUCUAGUAGACCCACCUAGUAGCAGUAUUAGUGUCACAGUUCUUUGUUUUGACAUAUCAUUUUUGUCAAACAGCAAUAGUAAAUCACUCAUACUGGUUAUUAUGAGUGAUGAGAAUGCAUACACCACUUCUGGAAAUGACACUAGUGGAGUAGGUGUAGAAGAAAAUGUGGUGGGACUGAAGGUGGGCUGCCAGUCCCCUGAGUCUGGACUAAGUCAGACUGGCAGCUCUGGUAGCUCCAAUGGAAAGAGAACUCGGUCUGGGGGCAAGUCCUCAAACUCCGAUGACACAGAUGCCCACUCGAGUGGGAACGACUCAGCCGAGAGAGAGGUGGAAGGUCACAUGGGGCAUGAGGCAUCAGCCUGCAGCAGCUCCCAUAACGGGAAGGACUCUGCCAUGGAGACAACAGAGAGCAAAAGUGCCAACUCCCACAGCCCUUCCCCUCCCAACAGCUCUAUGGUCUACAGCCUGCUGAGUGGCAGCUCGGAGCAGGACCACCCGUCCACCAGCGGAUGCAGCAGUGACCAGCCAGCCUGGCUGCAGACCCAGAGAGAGCUGCUCAAGGCUCUGAAGGAGCUAAAGAUCCGCAUGCCUGCAGACCACCGGGCAAAAGGCCGCUCCAGCACCCUGGCCUCCCUGCAGUAUGCACUCAACUGUGUCAAACAAGUCCGAGCGAAUCAGGAGUAUUAUCACCAGUGGAGUGUGGAGGAGAGCCACGGUUGCAGUCUGGACCUCUCUGCCUUUACCACAGAGGAACUGGACAACAUCACCUCUGAAUACACACUCCAGAACACGGACACGUUCUCAGUGGGAGUGUCCUUCCUCUCUGGGAAGUUGGUGUACAUCUCCCCCCAGGCCUCUCCCAUGCUGCGCACUAAGCCCAAUCGACUCCAGGGGACACUCUUCUCUGAGCUGUUGGCCCCCCAGGACGUUAGCACUUUCUACAGCAGCACGGCUCCCUGCCGCCUGCCCCCCUGGGCCUCCUGUACUGGCUCCAUGACCUCCCCUGUGGACUGCACCCAGGAGAAAUCCAUGUUCUGCCGUAUCAGUAGUGGGAGGGACAGUGAGGGGGAAGUGCGGUACUACCCUUUCCGUAUGACCCCCUACCAGCUAACCCUACGGGACUCCGACAUGUCCCAACCACAGCCCUGCUGCCUGCUCAUCGCUGAGAAGGUGCACUCAGGAUACGAAGCUCCCCGCAUCCCAGCGGACAAGAGGAUUUUUAACACUAGCCACACCCCUGGCUGUCUCUUUCAGGAAGUAGAUGAAAGAGCUGUGCCGUUGCUAGGCUACCUGCCCCAGGACCUGGUUGGGACUCCUGUCCUCAUGUACCUCCACCCUGAUGACAGGCCUGUCAUGGUGGCCAUACACAAGAAGAUUCUCCAGUCAGCAGGGCAGCCCUUUGAACACUCGCCCCUGCGUAUGUGUGCUCGGAACGGGGAGUAUCUCACCAUAGAUACCAGCUGGUCCUCCUUCGUCAACCCCUGGAGCCGCAAAGUUGCCUUCAUCGUGGGUCGACACAAAGUCAGAACGAGUCCCCUGAACGAAGAUGUGUUCACCCCUAGUAUGGAAGUGGAGGUGCGGGCCAUGUCUCCAGAGAUCCCCAGGCUCAGUGAGCAGAUCCACCGUGUGCUGGUGCAGCCUGUCCACAGUGGUGCCUCCCAGGGCUACUGCAGCUCCCACGGAUCCCAGUCACACAGGCCCAGCCCGGGCUCCUCAGGCAGCAGCAGCCCCUCCACCAAGGGGAUCAUCCAGAUGAAUAUCCAGAGACCACAGCAGAUGACAUUCCAGCAGAUGUGUAAGGACGUCCACAUGGUGAAGACCAAUGGUCAGCAGGUCUUCAUCGAGUCCCGCAACCGCCCACCGCUCCGCAAACACGCCAGCGCUGGAGACCUGGUGAUGCCAGAGAAUUUAAACAAAGACCUGGGGCCAACUAAAACCCUGGCCUCAGUGCAGUCAAGGAAAGAUCCGUCAGCCAACUACUCCUACCAGCAGAUCAACUGUCUGGACAGCAUCGUACGCUACUUGGAGAGCUGUAACGUUCCCAACACAGUGAAGAGGAAAUGUGGCUCCUCUUCCUGCACCACAUCAUCAACGUCAGACGAUGACAAGCAGAGGGAGUUGUCUGGAACAGCUAAAGAUCUCGAAGGGUCACAGGGUAAGGAAGGGUCUAAAGGGGGGCCACAGAUGAGCCCUCUGGCGCUGCACUGCAAGGCUGAGAGUGUUGUCUCUCUCACGUCCCAAUGCAGCUUCAGCAGCACCAUCGUCCAUGUAGGGGACAAGAAGCCCCCAGAGUCAGAUAUUAUCAUGAUGGAGGAGACACCUCCCACCACCACCACCCCAGCCAUUAACAACGCCAUCACCACGGCAGUGACCCCCCGUCCCUCGACCUUUCCCAGCCCAGCAACACCCAGCCCUGCCCAGCCUGAGAGGGAUAGCCGCAGGUCGGCUGGAUGCUCAGGCAGCCUGGGUCUGACCAAGGAGGUGCUGUCUGCCCACACCCUGCAGGAGGAACAGGUGUUCCUGAGCCGGUUCAGGGACCUGGGACAGCUCCGCAUGCUGGACCCCGGUCCUCCUCUGAGAGGACACACCACCACACACAAAGGAGUGCACACCUCGAAGGACUACCCAGCAGGUGGUAACGGACGGAGGAGGGGCCGGGGGGCCAAGAGGCUGAGGCACCAGCAGGAGGGCUCCCAGCACGGGGGCUGCCCCAAGACAGGCUCAGGGAUGAACAGAAGUUCCAGAAAGGAAGGGCAGGGGAAGCAAGGCCCCAUGUUCCCCAUGGGUCAACCCCUAAUGAUGCAGGGACCCCUGACCUCGUCCUCUUCCUGGCCCACCUCUGUGGCCAGCCUCCCUCCUGCCGUGUCCCAGUACCCUCCAGGGGUCCUACCCUUCUUCCCCCUCUACCCCAACGUGCAACAACAACUCCUGGCCCACACCGGGGUGAACCCCAACACCAUGCAGUUGGGUUACCCCAGCCCCCAGCCAGGCUUCCAGUACCCCCUGCAUGCCAAUCAGAUCCCCAUGCCAAUGGCUCCCCCGAUGAUGGUUGUUCUGCCGAACUACAUGUUCCCUCAACUCAAUGGAGGUGUACCACAGCUCAACCAGCUCAAUACAGCCAUGCCUCAGUAUAACACAGCCAUGCCUCACCUUAACCCCAGUAUCCCUGGUAUGGCACAACUUAACCAGGCACUACCGCAGUUCAACCAGGCUAUCCCACUACCACAACUCAAUCCUGUCUUGGCUCAAUUCAACCCUGAUGUGACGCAGAUGAAUGGCAUGCCUCUAGCUCAACACAACCCGUCACACGUCAAUCCUGCUUUGUCGAUGAUCCCACAACAUUUUCACAAUCCCAACCCAACAUUACCUUUCCCAAAUCCCAUUCCGGUGCCCGGGCUUCCUUGCUUUGCUUUACCCAGGAUUGAUCCCACUUUUGUCCCACGUGGCAACUUCCGCUCCAGCACCCCUCAGUCCACAUGCCAAUCCCCCCUGGAAGGGACCAACUCGCCCCUCUUCCAGUCACGAUGCUCCUCCCCCCUCAACCUGCUGCAGCUGGAGGAGUUGCCAGGCAACAGGCAGGAGGGCAUGUCAACAGGGGCGCAGCAGACCCCACCCCCACCUGGCUCGUCGUCUCAGGUCGGAGGUCAAGGCUCUGUUAACCGCAACAGCAACAUGAAGGGUGAUGCCAAAGAGUACGAUAAUGCUGAUGUUGAUAACCAGGACGCCAUGUCCACCUCCAGUGACCUGCUGGACCUGCUGCUGCAAGAGGACGCCUGCUCAGGCACCGGCUCGGCUGCCUCUGGAUCCGGGUCCUCUGGCUCCGGGUCCUCUGGCUCUAAUGGAUGCAGCACCUCAGGGAGUGACACAAGAAGCAGCAACACCAGCAAGUACUUUGGCAGCAUUGACUCAUCGGAGAACGACCAUAAGCAGGCAGCAGGCGGGGCUGAAGAGGCCCAGCUCAUGAAGUAUGUCCUUCAGGACCCUAUCUGGCUCCUUAUGGCCAACACAGAUGACAAGGUUAUGAUGACGUACCAAAUGCCCACCAGGGACAGGGAGACUGUUCUAAGGCAAGAUCGUAUGGUACUGAGGGCGGUGCAGAAACAGCAGCCACACUUCACUGAGGAGCAGAAGAGAGAGCUGAUCCAGGUCCACCCCUGGAUGGGCACCGGACGCCUGCCACAGGCCAUCAACAACCCUACUUGUACCGGGUGCGGUUCUCCUACAGCUACCUCCGCCCCCCGGCCCUUUGAUGUGGAGCUGCAGGACAUGGAUCUGACUGGGGUCCUACAGCUACAGGAAGAGGCUACUGCACACACAGAGACACAUGUUACAAUGGCAACAGACACUUCCAUCUCUCCACCACAAGCUCCCCAGACAGACACUAAGGGGGGUGAGGCUGAGAGGCAAGGGGAGCAGGAAGGAGACUGUAAGGACACCAGAGUGAAGGAGUUGGAGGUAACAUCCUCAUCUGUAACAGAGAAAGGGGACUCUGUGGCUGUAAAUGGCAACUGAGGACUUCUAUAUGGCCAAUGACUGUAAACCACAAUGCAUUGGGACAGACGGGGGCCAAGCUCACGGUCUAUGUGUUGUGUUGGAACAAAGAAGUGAAAAUAAGGAGUCAAAGAAUACCUGUUCCUGUCUAAACACAUGGAGAAUGUAGCUCAAUAUAUAUUGCAUCUAAGAAGGUGUAAAUAUUUGAUGUAUUUCAAAUUGUAAACUGGAAAGAGAAGCCCUUGGUAAAUAUUUUAUUGGCAUGUUUGGUGCCUGGUCCACUGGACUGAAGACAUGUUCCAUUUGUAAUUCACUGCUUUGGGGUUUUUCUCCCCUGUAGUGACAAUUUGGUAGUUUACAAGUUAUUGCGUGUAUCAACGCAAUGUAAUUUAAUUGUCCAAUGUCCAUAUUGGAAAAUUGUCAAAUCAGUCGUAAAAAAAAAAUGAAAUCCAAAAUUCAUGUUGAAAAAUAUAUUUGGUAUAAUUAUUUUUAAUAUUUUCAAAGUAAUUUCAGUUAUUGUACAGUGUAUUUAUUACAGUAUAUCAACCAAGAGCAGGCAUACUACAGUUUUUUUGUGGGCUGUAAUGUAAUGUUCUGAAUGGUUCAUUUUAUUGUAAUAUAAUUUGACACUGCAAUGCUUGUAACGCGCUUUAAGCAUUAUUGGGCAAACAUCCUGACUAUUUUGUCUCCCCCAGAGAAAUACACAUUUUCUAAAGACCAUGUUUUUGUUUGCAUCGUUAUGGGUAUUUCUGUACAAAAAGGUGGAGUAGAGAUGGGUGUUCCCACGGUAACAGACCCGAUGGCGCCAGUCUUGCUGAUUGGACCAUACAGUGAUGUGAGAGAGUGGGGAGGAAAGGAGUAGGGCUGACUGAGCUUUACAAGAGCAGGCCUUGAUCAUACAGAGUUGGUGAAAGCCAAUAUGUUCUGCUGCCCCUUUUUCCCUCACUUUUUCUCCAUUUCAUUAGUGUAAAUAAAAUGAUUUGAUGGUCACUAUUAUUACAUCUCUUUGGAGGAUUUUGUUAUGUAAUAUAAAAAAAUGAAAUAUAUAAUUUGGUUCUGGUUUCUUUUUUGUCUCUUGUGGUGUGUAGGAGGAUGUGAAUGUAGCUAAAAUCUAGUCAUGUGUUCUGCCUUCUCUGCCACUAGAGGGUGUUGUGACAGAUUGUUUUAGGCUAAUUUCAAGGGCAGCAGCCUGAUGGGUGAUACAAAAUGGACUUUCUGAAGUUGGCCACGGUGGUUGAACUAGGUAUUUGAACACAUUGCUAGAUAUUUGAACACAUUGAAGUAAUUUAAAGAUGCCACCAAUAUAUCCCUAAGAAUGCUGUUUUAUUGUCCACCGCUUCUUAAAUCAAAUCGUCUGUAUUCUCCCUUUCUGGAAUUGCAAAACGAAGUGCAAAGUGUUUCUGAACAUUACACUGUCUUUUCCAUGUGCAGGAAGGGACUGAGAACUGCUGGACACUGGCCCAGUGAGCAAGGAGGCAGAGGGACUUUUCUUAUACUGGCACUCUCACCUCCACCCACGGAUGGACUCAUGGCCAAAUGGUUAGGGCAUUGUGCCAGUCAACUGUACUUUCAACAGAUGCCAGACUGUUCACCAUUGGGCUAAAGAACAGAGACUCAAAUUAUUGUCUAUUUUGUUUUUAGCCUAGCAGUAGAGUCCUCUAGAAAACUUUACCUAUACGCUAGAAUGCACUCAUGUUAAUCUCUCUCUUGAAAACCAUAAAUAUCAAGCUUUUUAUUUUAA